GAAAGAGAACAAAAACACACCUGUCUUAGAUGGUAUUUAUUUGGCGACUGCGGGCAGUAACAGUCACGUCGCAAGCGGAAGAUAAAGCCUCCAACAUGUUCAAGGCCUUAGUCCUCCUCGGCGCCGUAGCUUUCGCCAAUACCCUACAUUUCAGCGAGGGUGACACACUUGGUAAGAAUAAACUAGGAGAAUGGGCAGAGGGAGGAGAUAACCACUUCUACUUGACAUACCGCCCCAAGGAGCGCCGCGUGCGGGAGGGUUUCUACCUGUCGCCGCGGACCACAGCUGACGCCCUCGCCGACCAGUGGCUGCCCGCAGACGCUAUAGCUCCCGAGCACACGGCCCUGUAUUGCCGGAACGGCGACUACCGCGUGUGUCUGCUGUUCGACAACAAAGGCAGCAUCGCAGGCGGUCAGGUUUCGGCUUCAAUUGAAGAUCUCAACGCAUCAGGAUACCCUUCGGAUCGGAAGAAGCAAAUUUACUGGUUCCAGAACAGACUUUUUGGCGUAGAUGUGUACUCUUCCAUCGUGUUCUUUGUGUCUAAAAAGGUGCUGGCGCGGGGUGGUCGUAAGAUGAAGAGGAACACACCAACAGCGCCCAGCCCCGAGCUGCUGGUGGUGCGACCUGGCAGCGUGGGCAUCGUGGAGGCCGAGCGGCGCCCCGUCCCACUCACCGAGAGCAACAUGGCCGCCAGCCAAUAUUGGACGCAAGGGUGCAGGAAUGGCAUGGGUAACCACUUCUGUGAAAACAUGAAUUCGACGGUUCGCUGCGAAGGCAACAGGGCGUAUUUCGUUUCAACAAAUCCCCAAAAUGGCAGGCUGGCCGGCAUAGGGGUCCUUGUGCUCGGCAAUGUGACUGACAGUCGGCCUUGGAUGGAGCAGCAGACAAGCGCAACUCUCAAGAUCACUCUUCCCAACUCGCCAAGCUGUGUAGGUGAGAACGCUGAUAAGUAUGGCAUGUUCUCUUUGCACUACUACUUCGACGCAGCACCAUGGAAUAUAAAGUGCGCCAUUGAAGGCCAACAGUAAGCUCCCAGCAAUGUUGCUACGUCGUAUACCUCUGAUGUAUCUUGACUGGACCUAUGCAGAAGUUGCCAUCGAUUUUACUUUUCACUAAAAAGUUAUUCUACUCUUUCAAAUA
Frankliniella occidentalis (western flower thrips) is the source of this 1140-nucleotide messenger RNA. RefSeq lists its product as uncharacterized. The record is from RefSeq and is a predicted model, not a curated record. Bases 30 to 1028 code for a protein of 332 amino acids. Lineage: Eukaryota; Metazoa; Arthropoda; Insecta; Thysanoptera; Thripidae. The transcript has 9 exons.